GGAGGAUAUUUGGUUUGUAUAAAAAUGAUUGCACAGUUUGUCUAUUGGUAGGCUACAUCAAUGAACGGCAAAUGCUGCAAAUCAUUAGCAAAUAAGCCUGCGUAUAUGAAUGCUUGUUAUUUCGAAAGCUUUAUAGCGAUCUUGCAUUAUUCCCUAACUUUCUAAAUAAUAAGUAAAACAUUGCUAUUGAAAACCUUGUUUAAUCUUUCAUUUAUAAAAUGGACGAAAUCACAGAAGAACAGCAGAAAGUGGUUGACGAGUUGAGGAACAGAACCAUCGAUUAUGUGACUCCAAAGAUGUUGGAAGAUGUCUCUCUGUUUUAUCGGUUUGCGAAAGCCCGAGAAUUUAAUCUGGUUCAAGCAGAAGAUAUGCUUAAAAAGCAUAUAGCUUGGAGGAAAGUAAUGCAAAUAGACACAAUACUAACAGAAUACGAGCCACCAGAGGUUCUCGUAAAAUACAUUCCAACAAACGCUUUGUGUUUCGGUAAGGACGAGAGUCUCGUUCGGAUUGUCGACAUCGGUGGGACAGAUCUGAAAGGGCUAUGGAAUGUAUCAACCACAACAGAAUUUAUGAAGUACGUUAUUUAUGUUCUUGAAAAGGAUAAAGAUGAAGUACUGAAGCAAGGCCUCAAACUUGACAAGCCUAUGUAUUCAGCAAUUUAUGAAUUUGAGAAUAUGUUAUAUGCGAAUGCAAUGAGCAUGAAAACUAUCCAACUUAUAGUUAUGUUAAUGCGGAUGUUUGUCGACAAUUAUCCGGAAACAAUCAGACGAAUCGUUGUAAUUAAUGCUCCUAUUUAUUUUGGAUGGAUGUAUAAUGCGGCCAAAAGAGUUCUUCCAGAUUCAAUACUUCAAAAAGUCCGAAUCCAUGGCAAAGAUGGUUGGAAAGAUAAUUUGUUAGAGUUCAUCUACGCCGAUGACUUACCUAUGUAUCUCGGAGGAAAUAAAACAGACCCAGAUGGAAAUCCACUCUGUAAAACCUUUAUUCAUCGAGGCUGUCCUAUACCGAAGAAAUACUAUGUGAGCAAGAGGGUUAAAAAAUUGUCUCUGGACCCUGAUGUUGAGAAAAUCACAGUUGCGCCAUUUUCUAAAGAGGAAAUAACUUUCGAUGUAAAAGAAGAGAAUUCUUUUCUCGAAUGGGAAUUCGAAACAAAACACAGAGAUAUUAAUUUCUCGUUAUUUUUUACUGACGACUCUUUAGAAGAUUUGGAACCUGUAGAAAUCAUUCCUCUACAAAGAAUAGAUACUUCUUUUGAAACCGAGAAAGGAAGCCUCAAAUGUGAAAAAGUAGGCAAAUAUACAAUCCUUUUCGAUAACUCCUUCAGCUGGAUUCAUUCGAAGGAAAUAUAUUACAAAGCUGAAAUACGACCUCCAACAAGUGUUGAUAUUUACGAGGCGAUGUGAUGUAAAUAUCUGUCAUCGUCGGAUAAAAUUCUUCGGAAAUAUCGUGCGAGUUUACAAGUCGAAUAAGAUAAACAUUUUCAUAAUCAGCUUAUUCCUCUUUUGUUGUAUGCAUUUAAAAAUAGGUUUUGUUUUCAAAUAAAUGUGUGUUGUGUUUUAUAAA
Molecule: messenger RNA, 1560 nt
Organism: Argiope bruennichi
Lineage: Eukaryota; Metazoa; Arthropoda; Arachnida; Araneae; Araneidae
Product: retinal-binding protein-like
Exons: 13
Coding region: 219-1400 (393 amino acids)
Cellular component (GO): cytoplasm
Source: RefSeq, a predicted model, not a curated record